This is a messenger RNA of Syzygium oleosum, 1379 nucleotides long. RefSeq names its product 2-alkenal reductase (NADP(+)-dependent)-like. Gene Ontology annotation, molecular function: 2-alkenal reductase [NAD(P)H] activity. Gene Ontology annotation, biological process: response to oxidative stress. NCBI's taxonomy places the organism in Eukaryota, Viridiplantae, Streptophyta, Magnoliopsida, Myrtales, Myrtaceae. The transcript has 5 exons. The record is from RefSeq and is a predicted model, not a curated record. Bases 84 to 1169 code for a protein of 361 amino acids.
CGUUUCCCACCAAUCAAAUCCAAGAGCAAAAAAAUCCAAGAAAAGAAGGGGAGAGAGAGAGAGAACACAGCUCUAGAGAGAGAAUGGAGAAGGUGAACAAGAAUGCUUCAGUGGAAGUGAUGAGCAACAAACAGGUGAUAUACAGAGAGCAGGUACGAGGUUCCCUGAAAGAGGCCAACUUGGAAGUUAGGACGAGCUCGGAGAGAUUGAAGGCCGACACCGGUUCGGGGGCCAUCGCGGUGAAGAACUUGUACCUGGCUUGCGAUCCCUACAAUCUCAACCUCAUCAAGUACUUCACUCAGCUCGGUUCCGUAAGUACCACCAUCUCUCUCAUUACAUUUACUCGAUUCAUUAUGGCGAGACCUGUUCCUGGAUUUGGAGUAGCUAGAGUUUUGGAAUCUGGGCAUCCAAACUUCAAGAAAGGCGACUUGGUUUGGGGCUUGACUGGAUGGGAGGAGUACAGUCUAAUUACUGCGCCAGAGACUUGCUUUAAGAUCGAACACGCCGAUGUUCCUCUGUCUCACUACACCGGCCUUUUGGGUAUGCCAGGCAUGACGGCUUAUGCUGGGUUUUACGAGGUAUGCUCUCCUAAGAAAGGAGAGACUGUUUUCAUAUCGUCGGCGGCGGGGGCUGUUGGUCAGCUUGUUGGCCAGUUUGCAAAGUUGUUGGGAUGUUAUGUUGUUGGCAGCGCCGGUAGCAAAGAGAAGGUUGAUUUGCUGAAGAACAAGUUUGGAUUCGAUGAUGCUUUCAACUACAAGGAGGAACUGGAUCUGGAUGCAGCACUGAAAAGAUGCUUCCCCGAGGGGAUCGAUAUCUACUUCGAAAAUGUCGGCGGAAAGAUGCUUGAUGCGGUGCUGCUCAACAUGAAACUUCAUGGCCGAAUCACAGUAUGUGGAAUGAUCUCACAGUACAACCUCGAACAGCCCGAAGGCGUACACAACUUGCUGAACCUCCUCCUGAAGCGGGUUCGGAUGGAAGGUUUCUUGGUGUUCGAUUACUAUCAUCUCUACCCAAAGUUUCUGGAGACGGUAUUGCCUCAGAUCAAAGAGGGGAAGAUUGUGUACGUGGAAGACAUCGCCGAAGGGCUCGAGAACGGUCCGGCAGCUCUUGUCGGGGUGUUCUCCGGCCGCAAUGUCGGGAAACAGGUGGUCAUGGUUUCCUGCGAAUGAGUCAGCUUUCUGUACUUCUUCAUCGGCAUAAUCUUUUUUUUUCUCGUGUUUUCAAAAGGGGUUGUUUUCUGUUUAUCUGUGCGUUGCCGUUCUGUCCUGCGAGGUCGUUUGUGUAUAGAUGCGUCUCUUAUAACAAGGGACCAGACCAUCUGGUUGGGUUGUUUUCCGGCAGCAAUGUUGGCAAACAGGUGCUUGGAGUUUCUCGCGAAU